UAACUUGUCUGCUUGACGAAAAUAACAUGGGUGCUGGAGCUAGUAAGAAAAAGGUCAAGGAACCAAAAACUCCAUCAAGAUUAGCACCAACUGGAGGUCAAAACAGAUCAAGAGCAUCAUCAUUAACCCCAUCAACAGGAACCAAUGCAGCUAGACCAAGAUCUAGGUCAAGAUCUCCGAGUAUAAAUCCUACUAAACUAGAGACAAAAGAUUUAAUGAUCAGUUAUAGCCAUGCUGAUAAAGAAUUCAUGAAUAAACUAAAAGACAAUUUAGAAUUGAAUGGAAUAACAGUAUGGGUAGACGUCAUAGGUUUGACAGCAGGAGUAGAUUUCCUACAGAAGAUUGGACAAGCCAUUCUAGAUGCUAAGCUUUUUAUAACUUUACUGAGCUCAAAUUCUGUUAAAUCAAAAUACUGUCAAGAUGAAGUAGCCUUAGCCUACAUUUCCCAGAAGGCAUUAUUUCCAGUUGCAAUAGAAUCAAGGGAGACUAUUCAAGAGCAAAUGGACACAGGAAUGAAAUUACAAACAGCCAGCAUUGAAUGGAGUAUGUUUGUAGACCCUGAUAAUUUUACCGGUGAUUUUCAAAAACUUCUGUCAAAACUCAAGCUAGAACUUAAAGACCAGGGUGAAGAGAAGAAUAGCAAAAAGAGGUUGAAGAAACAGCAGAAUUCCUUUUCUAAUUCUAUGAAACAGGAGAAGCCAGACAAACAUUUGGUGGAGAACCCAUACAAAUACUGGUCAGAUUUGUACAAAGAUGCUGAAAUGAUACCAUGGCAAAGAUUUAUAACAGACUUUACAAGAAUAUUUCAAUCCAAGAUGGAUGCUUUAUUUACUGGAGAAGACAAAGAAUGGUUAAUGGCCAAUCUAUACAGUGAAAUGGAAGAUGAAGAUGAAGAUGAUGAAAUGUUACUCAAAGAAAACUUUAUAAACUUUUGUAAAGUAGAUGAAGAAAUACAGCCGUUAUGGCCCAGAGUUGAAGAUCAUACCAGAGAACUGUAUGCAAUGAGAGAAGUAUUUGAUAUGGAUUCCUCUGUUAGGCUUGAAGCUAUUCAAAAUUUAGGAAAAUUCCAAAGCACAACUGUGAUUAAUGCCCUAAGAGAUUUACUUAGAAGUACAUCCUCUAAUGUUCGUGCUGUAGCAGCUGUUUCAUUGGUUAAAACUGGUGACAAAGAUCCAUCAACAGUUGACAAUUUAAUGAAAUGUCUGAAUGAUAAGGAUCGUUUAGUUAGAGAGGCAGGAUGCUUGGCAUUAGGUCAACUUCAUGCCAAAAAAGCAGUACCCAAACUUUUACAUUUAUGGAGAAAUGAUUUUAUUUCCCAUGUUAGAGAAGCAGCCCAGGCUUCCCUGGAACAGAUAGGUGGUAAAGAGGUAGAGGAAGCUAUGCACAUAACAAAGGUGUUAGCUGAAGAAAUAAGAAUGCUGACAGCCGAAUAAAACAUUACAUAGGUCUUAGCUGAAGAAAUUAGAAUGCUCAAAUAGCCAAUAAAAAAAAUCAAUGUGUACUAGUAGUCGCAGAUGUAACUAAAAUACCCAGGCCUUGCAGUGAUACAUAAUGUUGACAUAUGUGCAUCUUAUUUAGUUAUCUAGUAACAUCAAAAGAUUAGAAUUUUGUUCUAAAUGUAAAAGCUGUUAAGUUUACUCUUUAUGCAUCUUACUAUUGGCUUUGGUUAGUAUGCACUUGUAGCUGGUGUUAGGUUGUCUCCCAUGCAUUGCACACUCUUUGGUAAUGUGACUUAAUUGUGGUGACAUCUACACUUGUGCAGAUAUUCUAACUUUAAAAAACUUGAUGAUUUUGAUUAUUUUUACAAUUCAAGCAGGGAAAAAAAUUAGAACUUUAUUGUUCAUUUGUUACAACUUACAUGUAUAUUUUGCCUAUCUCUGUGCCAGCUUGGCAAUGACUGCCUAUAGAGGGUGCAAAAUUAUUACAGUAAAGAGUGAAUUUGAUAAAAACAUAUAACAUAAGUAGACUUUUUUUUACACAUUUAUUUUCUUUUUGCAUCUUCCAACAGAUGAAAUACAUACAUGUACCUUUUACUUAAAUUUUGUUUAUUUAAAGAAGAAAAAUUUCAUGCAAUGGCCGUAUUUGGUGCUUAUAUAAUCAAAAGUUAGUUUUUAUACGACCGCAAAUUUUGAAAAAAAUUUUGUCGUAUAUUGCUAUCACGUUGGCGUCGUCGUCGUUGUCGUCGUCGUCGUCGUCGUCCGAAUACUUUUAGUCUUCGCACUCUAACUUAAGUAAAAGUGAAUAGAAAUCUAUGAAAUUUUAACACAAGGUUUAUGACCAUAAAAGGAAGGUUGGUAUUGAUUUUGGGAGUUUUGGUCCCAACAUU
This is a messenger RNA of Mytilus trossulus (common blue mussel), 2326 nucleotides long. RefSeq lists its product as uncharacterized. The transcript is spliced from 10 exons. Gene Ontology annotation, biological process: signal transduction. Gene Ontology annotation, molecular function: oxidoreductase activity. NCBI's taxonomy places the organism in Eukaryota, Metazoa, Mollusca, Bivalvia, Mytilida, Mytilidae. The coding region runs from base 27 to 1433 and encodes 468 amino acids. The record is from RefSeq and is a predicted model, not a curated record.